AUAUGCGAUCUGUAUUCACACUUCCACCCGCAAUUGUGCAGCUACUACGAAUGGAGGGACGCACUAAACCCCAACCGUGCGGCGGAGUGUUUGGAUGUCUUGAAGUUUGGAAUGGUCCAUUUCCAUGGCAUGGAUACGGAACAGGAUCCAGUGAUGUACGUCAAUGUGGGAAAUUUCAUGGUGAAGAAUACAACGAUUAGAGCACUGGAGCAUUUUGCCGAGGUCAUUCAUCAGGAGGUGAUGCGUCUAAACCCCACUCGUGGAUAUGCGGAUAUUGUGGUCGAUUGUAAAGGUUUCUCUAUGCGCACGAAUGUGGAUUUGACCAUGUACCAGGAAUUGAUCAAGAUCGGAAGCUCUUGUCUGCCUGAGAUUACGAAGCGGUUGUUUGUGAUCAACACACCAUACGCUGUGCGAGGUGUCUACAACUUCUGCAAAGGCUUUCUGGAUGAACGGACGCUGGACAAGGUCCGCUUCUUGAAUAGCGAUUUCCCCAAACUAAUGAAAUUCAUACCCGCUUCAGAACUGCCGGAAAUAUACGGAGGUGAGAGUAAAUACACGCGGGAGCCGUAUGCUGAUGCCACAGACGAUAACAUGUGUCUAGCCUGAUACAGCCUACCCGUGCUGAGCAUCUGCGCCUCGCAAUCCGUUAAAAUAGCUAGUAAACUUUCCCAGCUGAAGAAAUUAUAACAGACUGUUUUCGCUUGCCAACCGGUACAUGGUAAUGUGCAAGUUAGCCUGUGCGAGUUAGUUGCCAGAAGUUGUUCUGGGAUGAAACCAGCAUAUGAGCCUGCCAUAUUCAAAUCGAUAAACACGCGCGACUCCUUGCGUUGAAAAUAAAGACAGUAAGAGUCAGGCAAAUUCUAGCUGCGAACUCAAUAGUUGUGGCUUUGCGGACGGAACUAUUUGGCAUUGACCGCAGAAUUGAGCGACUAUCAAACUCCCAUUCUGUUCUUU
Messenger RNA from Sphaeroforma arctica JP610, 954 nucleotides. RefSeq lists its product as hypothetical. The transcript is spliced from 6 exons. The annotation marks the transcript as partial. Lineage: Eukaryota; Ichthyosporea; Ichthyophonida. The record is from RefSeq and is a predicted model, not a curated record.